This is a messenger RNA of Rhizopus microsporus ATCC 52813, 726 nucleotides long. RefSeq lists its product as uncharacterized. The transcript has 7 exons. Lineage: Eukaryota; Fungi; Mucoromycota; Mucoromycetes; Mucorales; Rhizopodaceae. Gene Ontology annotation, molecular function: phosphatase activity. The record is from RefSeq and is a predicted model, not a curated record. Bases 1 to 726 code for a protein of 241 amino acids.
AUGACAAUAAAGAUUCAAGUUUUCACAGAUUUUGAUGGCACUCUUUCGAUAGACGACACUGGAAUCCUCCUCAUUGACGAUCAUCGAUCACUUGGUACUGAACGUAGAAAAGUUUUGGACCACGCCAUUUUGAAUGGAAGCAUAACCUACAGAGAUGCACUUCAGGAGAUGUGGGACAAUGUUCAUAUUAGCUGGGAAGAAGCCUGGACAGACCAUUUGGAUCACUGCCAAAUUGACCCUGGAUUCCCUUCAUUUAAUGAAUUUUGUCGGGAAAAUAACUUUCCUGUCACUGUCUUAAGCAGUGGUCUUUAUCCUGUAUUAGAAAGAAUCAUGUUUAACUUUCUCGGAGAAAAGUCCAAGGAUAUAAAAAUAGUUUGUAAUAACGCCGAAAUUAAAGAUAGAACAUGGAAAAUUAUUUGGAGAGAUGACAGUGAAUAUGGCAACGAUAAAUCUAAGACCCUUAUUGAAGCACGGCAAAACGCUUCCAAGGAUACCAUCUUUAUCUUUUGCGGCGAUGGUGUAUCUGAUAUCUCUGCUGCUAGACAUGCUGACAUCUUAUUUGCUCGCAAAGGUCGCGACUUGGAAAUUUACUGUCAGCGAGAGAACAUUCCAUUCAUUGCCUUUGAUACUUUUGCAGAAAUAGAACAGGUUGUUAGAGAUUUGGCUCAAGGAAAGUCUAAACUUGAAAAGUCUGACACCGGCUUCUGCAAGAUAAUUCACGCUUAA